AUGACAGCCAGACGAAGUUAAACAUGUAUGUCAGUGAGGCGUGCAGCUUCCAGAGCCAGCAGGGUUCUUCUCGUUCGCAAGGGCUACCGCUAGUCGCUACCGGCCCCUCACAAGUCACAUCUACCCCGUGCAGCCUCUGAUAGGAAGCAACUGGCCAACUGCCAACUAAGCUGCUCCAGAACAAUAGCGGUAAGAGCAACCAUGCCUCAACCCACAACAAGACAGCGCUGAAAGGGUAGACGAGGGUUCCCGGGACAAUUAUUUGCGGAUCAUGCAUGCUCCACGCUUUUGGAUUUACCCUGUUGUUUUCUCCAAACACGUAUGAUGUUGAGCUGGAGGAUGGGCUCCUAAAGAAUACCCAAGCAGUCCUUCGGAGUCGGGACUAGACAUGAAGUCCAUGCUCCAGGUUUGGGGCAUCUUCUGCUGUGUGUGUUCCUGUGCACUUGGACAAAAUACUUCUGCGCGGCCCAGUGUCGUGAACGUUGGAGCUCUCUUCACGUUCCACUCGACGAUUGGGAGAGCCGCCAAGGUGGCCAUCGCUGCUGCGGUCAAUGACAUCAACAGAGAUCCAAGCGUUCUUCAGGGGACGAAGCUGGUUGUUCAGAUGCAAGAUACCAACUACAGCGGUUUCAUCAGCAUUGUUCAAGCCUUGCAAUUCAUGGAGAAAGACACGAUCGCGAUCAUCGGGCCACAGUCUUCAGUCGUUGCGCACGUCAUAUCCCACGUCGCAAAUGAACUCCAGGUGCCUCUGAUGUCCUUCGCUGCAACCGAUCCGACUCUGACACCGCUUCAGUAUCCUUUCUUUGUGCGCACUGUCCACAGCGACCAGUUCCAGAUGGCUUCCGUGGCUGCGAUAGUUGAUUACUACGGGUGGAAGAUGGUGACAGCCGUGUACAUCGAUGACGACUACGGAAGAAACGGCGUGUCCUCCUUAGACGACGAGCUUGCCAAGAGGAGACUGAAGAUCCUGUACAAAGCUGCGAUCAGGCCAGGGGCAAGAAAGAGCGAGAUGGCCGCCGUGCUGGUCAAGGCUGCGAUGAUGGAGUCCCGGGUUUUCGUGCUGCACGCGCGUGACGAUUCUGGAAUCGACGUGUUCUCGCUGGCGUACAAUCUGAGCAUGACAUCCGGUGGAUACGUGUGGAUCGCGACAGAUUGGCUCACCGCGUGCCUCGACUCAGCUCCUCGUCUUGGAACUGGAUUACUGAACACGAUGCAGGGUGUUCUCACGUUGCGUCAGCACACGGAGAACACCAGUAGGAAGAAGGCGUUGGUUUCGCGAUGGAGUGAAGUGGCGAAGGAGGAGGAGGAGGAGGACGGCGGCAGCUUGCCCAAUACCUAUGGCCUCUAUGCUUAUGACACUGUCUGGAUGCUUGCCCAUGGGUUGGAUGCGUUUUUCAACAGUGGCGGAAACAUUUCCUUCUCUCCAGACCCCAGACUGCGUGCGGUUGUAGGAGGAGCUCUGAAUCUGGACGCACUGAGCGUCUUCGACGAGGGGACGCUGUUGCUAGAAAGAAUCCGCAACGUGAGUUUCAUGGGUGCGACUGGCCCUGUAAAGUUGGACUCAGAUGGUAACCUUAUCCAGCCUGCAUAUGACAUUGUAAACGUAGUAGGGUCUGGUUUGAGGACGAUUGGCUAUUGGUCCAACUACUCUGGGCUGUCCGUUGUGUCCCCUGAGACUCUGUACAAGAAACCAUUCAAUGUCAGUGCAAACCAGGAGCUCCACGCUGCCAUCUGGCCAGGCGAGACUGUAACGAGGCCCCGGGGAUGGGUGUUCCCUAACAACGGGAAUGAGCUGAGGAUUGGAGUUCCCGACAGGGUAAGCUACCGUCAGUUUAUAUCAGUAGACAAUCAAACUGGAACGGUGGGAGGUUUCUGCAUCGAUGUGUUUGCUGCUGCGAUAAACCUGCUGCAGUACCCAGUCACAUAUAGGUUUGUGCCUUUUGGCAAUGGCCGUGAGAAUCCAAGCUACACGGAACUUAUCGGUCGAAUUCUGACGAAUGAAUUUGAUGCUGUUGUUGGGGAUGUAGCUAUUGUCACGAAUCGGACAAAAGUUGUUGAUUUCACCCAGCCAUACGUUGCUUCUGGCCUCGUCAUACUUACCGCCGUCAAGACACAGAGCUCGGAUGCAUGGGCUUUCCUGCAGCCGUUUACCAUCAGAAUGUGGUCUGUGACAGGGGUGUUCUUUCUGGUCGUAGGAGCAGUGAUUUGGUUGCUCGAGCACAGAAUCAACGACGACUUCCGUGGUCCUCCAGCGAAGCAGGUUAUUACUGUUUUCUGGUUCAGUUUCUCAACUCUGUUCUUUGCCCACAGAGAGGACACGAGGAGCACGCUGGGCCGCGUCGUGGUCAUCAUCUGGCUGUUCGUAGUCCUGAUCAUCCAGUCCAGCUACACCGCGAGCCUGACCUCCAUCCUCACCGUGCAGCAGCUGACGUCCCCGAUCAAGGGCAUCGACAGCCUGAUCGCCAGCGACGAGCCCAUCGGGUUCCAGGUUGGGUCCUUCGCGGAGAGCUACCUGGUGCACGAGCUGGGCGUCUCCCCGUCCAGGCUCAAGGCGCUCGGCACCCCGGACGAGUACAAGAACGCGCUAGAGCUCGGGCCUCGCAAGGGAGGCGUCGUGGCCAUCGUCGACGAGCGCCCGUACGUCGAGGUCUUCCUGGUGCAGCACGACAAGUUCGCCAUCGUGGGCGCGGAGUUCACCAAGAGCGGCUGGGGCUUCGCGUUCCCGCGUGACUCGCCUCUGGCCGUGGACCUGUCGACGGCGAUCCUGGCGCUGUCGGAGAACGGCGACCUGCAGAGGAUCCACGACAAGUGGCUGUCGAACGGGCCGUCGCCCCAGUCCACGACCGACCUGGAGCCGGAACGGCUGCGGGUGCAGAGCUUCUCGGCGCUGUUCCUCCUCUGCGGCGCGGCGUGCCUCGCGGCGCUGGCCAUCCACGGCUGCAUCCUGGCCCGGCAGUACUCCCUCCACGUGGCGUCCCAGCCGCCGGACGCGGUGGCCACGGGGGCCGACGGCGCCAUCCGCCGCUCCAGCCGCAGCAGCAUCCGGUCGUUCCUGUCCUUCGCGGACCGCCGGGAGGCGCAGUGCCCGAGGGGGAGCUGCAAGGACCCCGCCGCGGCGCUGGGAGGGUCCUCCAGCAGCGGCGUCAGCAGCUUCACGUCAAGCAACGCCAGCGUAUCGAGGUAGCCGCGUCCGAUGGACCGGCAUACGCACGGCACGAUACGUCGAUGCCUCAGCACAGAUAGUCCACACUACUGUACGUGCGCGUAGGCCGUAGAUGCCGGCGUGUAAAUGGUCGUAUCGUAGAGACAUUGAUUCGAUUUUGCUACCGUCUGGGGUCCAUGGUGCAGUGAAUUUGGAUCCCCGUGUGCUGAGGAAUUGUAUACGUACGAGUAAAGCAGCGCGCAUGGGGGGCAGGCGGGCAGGGCAGUUUCGCGGCCUUGCAGUUGCAGCACA
Molecule: messenger RNA, 3454 nt
Organism: Zea mays
Lineage: Eukaryota; Viridiplantae; Streptophyta; Magnoliopsida; Poales; Poaceae
Product: Glutamate receptor 3.3
Exons: 7
Coding region: 389-3184 (931 amino acids)
Cellular component (GO): membrane
Molecular function (GO): ligand-gated monoatomic ion channel activity
Source: RefSeq, a predicted model, not a curated record